AUGUACUCUGAGCUCCCAAGGAACAAAUCCAAAGCUUGGCUGCCACCACCCUCCAACUUGAACACUCUGACUGCCUCCCCUCCAUGUGUAAAAUCAACAAAGUCCUCCAAUGCUUUCCUACAAGACAAAGUGCCAGACCAGCAAGUGCUUGAAGAUCCUGCAGCAGUGCUAAAAGCAAGAUUCGACCUCAAAGUUAAUCAAGAUGAUUUGAGCCUGGGGUGCUGUGCUGUCAUUCUCGAGGCUCUUCAAAAUCCUCAACCAAACACAUUUGUAAUCACCAAUGUUACACCUGCAGAGUAUGCUGUAACCUUAGCAUUUAUAUCGGAAGAGUCAGAUUGUGGCAUCAGAGCAAAAUUCAACUACUUCCAGGACACGCAAGAGCUUCAAAUCAUGACACCACUCCCUAUCCACAAACAACCAACCACACAUCUAUUCAAGGCCAUCACCAAAUACACUGACACUAUCCCUUACGACAAAUGA
Suillus plorans is the source of this 480-nucleotide messenger RNA. RefSeq lists its product as uncharacterized. The coding region runs from base 1 to 480 and encodes 159 amino acids. Lineage: Eukaryota; Fungi; Basidiomycota; Agaricomycetes; Boletales; Suillaceae. The transcript has 4 exons. The record is from RefSeq and is a predicted model, not a curated record.